UUGCACAAAAAAACAAAAUUUUCAUUGUGGAUUUGGUCGCAUUUACUACAGAGCGAUUUAUUUUAUUUACAUUGCUAUUUUAUACUGAAACAGUGCAGGCCACACUAUAACUUUUUAUAGUCGUAUUUAUUCCGAGAACAAACCGAACGGACUGUGUAAAAUGCCGAGUGGAAACCUUAAAAUUCAGUGCUGAAGUUUCGCAAGAAGUAAUCUCAUGACAGAAGACCUUGCUGAAAGCGUAGAUUCUAUGAAAAAAAUCCAAAUGAUUUGCACCAAUAGAUAAUGGAUCCAAGAAUGUGCAGGAAGGUCAGUAACAGUAGCGACAGUCUCGGCGAGGUGGAGGAUGUGGAAUAUGAGCCACGGGAGGAGGUCCUGCCACAGGAGAGUGAGGAGGACCUGUACCCGCCCUGCAGCCCCGAGCCGCUGUCCGUGACCUGGCUCGACGACGACCAGAUCGAGGACCUAGACCUCAACCUAGACCAAACCAAUCUAUUUUUCCAUAGAGUUGAUAGCGCAGAUAUAAUUUAUAGAAGCAAAAAGAAAAAAUGCAAAAUGGUAGGGAAAUACGUCAUGGGAGAUAUUUUAGGGGAAGGGUCGUAUGGGAAGGUGAAGGAGAUGUUAGACUCGGAGACACUGUGUCGGAGAGCCGUAAAGAUAUUGAAGAAGAGGAAAUUGAGAAGGAUAGCAAACGGUGAACAGAAUGUGCAGCGGGAGAUACAGUUGUUACGGAUACUUAGACAUAAAAAUGUGAUAGAACUAGUCGAUGUAUUGUAUAAUGAUGAGAAACAGAAGAUGUACCUUGUUAUGGAGUUUUGUGUGGGAGUGUUGCAGGACAUGUUAGAGUCGAGUCCCGGCAAGAAGUUCCCGCAGCACCAGGCGCACCAGUACUUCACGCAGCUGCUGGACGGCAUGGAGUACCUGCACAGCCAGGGGGUCAUACACAAGGACAUCAAGCCCGGCAACCUGCUGUUGACGCUCGACCAGACAUUGAAGAUCACUGAUUUUGGUGUUGCUGAAGCGUUAGACAUGUUUUCUGCAGAAGACACUUGCUACGUCGGUCAGGGGUCACCAGCGUUUCAACCACCUGAAAUUGCCAAUGGGGCUGAAACAUUCUCUGGAUAUAAAUCUGAUAUUUGGAGUGCGGGUGUCACAUUAUACAACAUGACGACCGGCCGCUACCCGUUCGAGGGCGACAACGUGUUCCGCCUCUUGGAAGCCAUCGGACGCGGCUCGUGGGCCGGGCCGCCCGCGUCGCUCGGCGCCGCGCUGUGCUCGCUGCUGCGGCUCAUGCUGCACCGCGACCCGCGCCGCCGCCCGCCGCUGCACGAGCUACGGAGACACAAAUGGGUGCAAACGGUGCCACCUCUAGAGCCAGGAGAGAAGAUGAUAAGCCCGCGCUCCCGUCGGUCCGACGAGCUACACAACUCCACAGUAUUGCCGUAUCUAGUGGAACGGCAUUAUGCAUCGGCACAGGAGUACUUCACAGAAAGAGAGCUUAGGCAAGAGCUAGAAGAGCGAGAGUCGCGAACGCUGAGCACGGCGGAGCUGUCGGACGGGGACUCUGCGUCGCAGCGCAAGCGACGCUGGCACUCCGCGUGUGGCCGCCUGCCCGCCUGCCGCCUCACGUGAUGAUGGAGGGAGAGAGAGAGAUACGGAUGCUGGGAGGGAGAGAGAGAGAUAGAGAGUAUUGGCUUGGAUUAAACUGUAUGACAUUGGAUAUGCCAGCUAUUGUUGAAAAUGUCUGUGGUAACCUAGAAGUCAUGUUCUGCAUUGAUAGCGCAAAAAUGUGUAUUGCGAAGAAAUUCGUAGAUACUUUGUAUAAUAUAGCAUGACUCCUAAGACAGCUGUGAAACCCAUACUAUUUUACGUUUGUUUCUUUAACUUUAUUCAUUAGACAUAAAGAUCUGUCAAUCUAACGUUAUAUAGGGCUCAAGCUAUAUUUUACAAAGUAUACAUUAAAAUCAUUUUGGCGUAACUUUCAGGUUGAAAAUAGACAUUUUCACUAGACAUAUUAUGUCUUUAUUCUUACAUCUUGUUGGACGAUCUGUCUGUAACAAUCGUCGUUGUUGUCCCUUGGAUUCGACUUAGAACCAAUCACUUUCAAUCUAACUAUCAUCAGAGUAACUGCCACAACUAGUGACAUUAGAUUAGUUAGUUUAGGGCCUCCGCUGCCUUGCUGUUUUCUAUUGUUUUUAUCAACUGGUCAACUCAACGGAGGCCCUAACGGUUACCUGUAGCGUGGUCUACGCACUUGUUUCGAUUAAUGUUUAGUUUAAAUUGUUGUUUUGAUGUUAACGUAGUUUAAAAGUCACUUGUGAGAUAAGUCGUGCGGAUUGGAUGAUGUAUCUUAAACGGUUGAGUGUUGGGUGAAUGAGUUUCUUUUCACAACUAUAAUAGUUCAACGUCUACCGCACUUAACAUUGUCGAUAGAAAUGUUUCGCUUUAAGCCAACGAAACCCAGAGAGAAUCUUAUUUAUAGAAAUAUAUCUUAUGUAUACAUAUAGCCAAAUAACCCACCAUUGUCAUUAAAUUAUGAACGUAACCUAAAGAUGUAACUAGUGCCUCUUUCUUUCCAUAUACUUACAGUAGUAUAUACCUAGUACUUAUAGAAAUAAUAAUACCUACCUAUCGUGAGUUCAACAAUAAUACGAAAGCGAUAACAAUUUAAAAGAACUUAUUUUUAUAUAUAAAUACUUAAAUAAUUAUAGUGUAGUAAACAAGCAAACAAGCUUCCUGGUUUGAGUAGAAAAUAUAUAAGAGAACAAAUUAUAAUAUUGGGAUGUGUGGGUGUGCGAAUACUUGCAAAAAAACAUAAAUAAUAUGAAUGUAUCAUUGGUUUUUGUACGUUUAGCAGGAUGAGUGUACAAAAUGUCGCAAUAAGCUUUAACUGAAGGGGCGGCCAAGUAUGUUAUAUGCCUUAUAUGUUUCUGAGGCUUUCGGUCCGUUCACCAAUUGUUGAUGAAAUUAUGUCACACCUCUGCUAUUGUUAAGAAGUCAAAAAGCUCUGGGAAUUAACGGGGAAUCGCCUUAUGGCCUAAAGCCCUCGAUGAUACCCAGCUGAAGCUGUGAAAUUAAUCGCAUAAUAUUAUGUAAGAUUGCAUUAUUUUAUUACAUAACAACUGAUAGCCAGAGUAAAAUGGACGAAUGCUCGCGUUAUACUUAUGAAGCUAUAAUGACUCGGGUCGCUCUAUACAUUCUGACAAUACUACCAAAGGCCGAUUAUAAUGACGCCGUGUGACACUCAUUUUGUAGACCACAUUUUUAUAUUAUGCACAUUUCUAUUUAUGAUCUGCAUCUAGCAUUUCACUUUAUUAUUUGACUUAUACAAUUUGUUUUCAAAAUAUGAACGUUAAUUUGUAUGAUAGCGUUAAAACAUCCCGGAAUAUGACAUUGAAGAUUAUCAUGUGUUGGAUUUUGAAAGUGCAUUGUAAAGGAUUGAUAUUAUCCAUAUUUUUGAAUUGUAAAAUGUUGUGUAGAUACCUACCGACUAUUAGGUUUUGGAUGAAAUUAUAUAAAGUACAAUUAAUGAACCUAAUGCAUUGUGAAAAAGUAAUGAAAACGCAAGGUCAAGUUUAUGUCAAUAGUUGUUGUUAUCAUACAUACAUUCUCUAUUAUAUGUAGAGAUAUUUGCAUGAGGAAAUGUCUGGAAGACUAACUUAAAUUAUUCUUAUUUGAGUAUUUUGAUUGUGCUUUUCUUACUAUUAUAGAGACCUCACCUUUUUGGAAAUAUUAGUUUGAUAGAGUAGUAUUAUGUUAAAUUUAGAUUCUAUAUACUUAUACUAAUAAUUUAUAUGUGUCGGCAACGAAAAUUAAGUUGUUUUAAAGUUACGCAGAUAAUAUAACUCGGAACUUCACAUAAGUCAUUUGAUUGCAAUUACUUAUUGAUAUGUUCCUUUGUUAAUAAAUUUAUACUAUUUUUUUAUUAAAUUUGUUUUCUAUCACGAAAAAUUAUACUUACCUACGUGUUUGACAAAUGAUGGUUAUCGGUGCCUUUGCCUUAUCUUGUGAGAUAAGGUAUAAGCAUCGAUAUUAAUUAGUUUUUAUACAUUUUUGGUUGUAAUGCCAAAAGAUUCUUGUUGAACAAAAACUGUAUCGUUUAGAAAUAUAUUAGUGCAAUAAAUGCUUUUGUUAAUCCUGCAGAGUGAAAAUUGAAAUCAUAGAAAAUAUUUAUUUACGGAAUCAUCCCACUCCGACUUUUAUGUCCAUAUUGUAAUGACUCUGGCCUCGUCCAUGACGACGCGACGCCAGCUGGCGGAGCGAUAGUAUUAUUUACUCUAUGGCAGAGAAUUACGUACAAAUAUCCACCUCCACAGACUAAAUACUAGUAUUUAGUAGUAGUAUCUAGUAUUUAAUCUGUGGCCGCCGCCCCGCCAGCUCGCGAUGUGGACGCGUCCUAAGUUUGUUUUUGAUGAUGCUACCACCGUCGGCAGCGGGGGCAUAAAAAUACACCGAGGGACAGAGUGAUUUCUACAGUGCUAUAGAUUUAUAUCCUAGAAAAAAUAUGGCCAUAUUGUUAUGAGAUUACAAUGCCGAUGAUCUCUUGUCGCCAAACUAAAAAAAACUUCUCCGUUCAGAUAUUGGCGUUAUUUCGUAGUAGGUAAAUAACGCCAAUUUCUGCACUGUUAUUAUUAGUUAUUACUUGUAGUUUUCUAAUAUUUUUAUUUCAAUUCGAAAAAGUGAGGUCUCACGUUGCAGUUUCUAUUGCAUUACAACUUCAAACUGUUAAUCAAGUUUUGUGUGAACUGAUUUAGAUACAUUAAUAAAGAGAAAACAAGAGGAAUAUUAAUAUAUUGUAAAUAAAAAUUUAAACUAA
Molecule: messenger RNA, 4813 nt
Organism: Plutella xylostella (diamondback moth)
Lineage: Eukaryota; Metazoa; Arthropoda; Insecta; Lepidoptera; Plutellidae
Gene: Lkb1
Product: Lkb1/serine/threonine kinase 11
Biological process (GO): glucose homeostasis; establishment of cell polarity; regulation of cell growth
Cellular component (GO): cytoplasm
Molecular function (GO): ATP binding; protein serine/threonine kinase activity; protein kinase activator activity
Source: RefSeq, a predicted model, not a curated record